Manihot esculenta (cassava) is the source of this 1027-nucleotide messenger RNA. RefSeq names its product probable plastid-lipid-associated protein 8, chloroplastic. Bases 97 to 840 code for a protein of 247 amino acids. The transcript is spliced from 4 exons. The record is from RefSeq and is a predicted model, not a curated record. NCBI's taxonomy places the organism in Eukaryota, Viridiplantae, Streptophyta, Magnoliopsida, Malpighiales, Euphorbiaceae.
AACGUGUCACCAGAAGCCCAAGAGAAAUAAUAGGAAUCACGGUUUCAGCAACUCCAAUAGUAUCUCCAACGGGCAACAGCUUCUUCUGCAGCUCCAAUGGCUGCUGCUGCUGCUGCUGCUUCUUCUUCUUCCUUUGCUCUAUUACCUGCGUUUACAGGCCCCGGAUCUUGCAAUCCCAGAUCCCUAAUCUCUCUAUCCAAACCCCUAAACUUUCCUAUUGCCCUUUCAUUGCCAUCUCAAAACAGACUGAACAGAGCUCCGCGAAUCGUGUCUUCGAUUUCCAUCUCGAGUCCAGAAGUGCUAACCGGGCGACCCGAUGAUCUUGUUGCCUCUAUUUUGUCCAAGGUUACGCAAACAGAUGGAGGAGUUUCGCUGACUAAAGAAGAGCACGAAGAGGUAUCUGCAGUUGCUCAGCAAUUGCAGAAUUAUUGUGUGGCUGAACCGGUGAAAUGUCCUCUUAUCUUUGGAGAGUGGGAUGUGGUGUACUGUUCGACGCCAACUUCACCUGGAGGUGGGUAUAGGAGUGCAUUGGGCCGUCUUGUAUUUAGAACCAAGGAAAUGAUUCAGGCAGUUGAAGCUCCUGAAACUGUAAGGAACAAGGUCUCCUUUUCUCUUUUGGGGUUCCUUGAUGGAGAGGUCUCUCUCAAAGGUAAACUGAAGGCUUUGGAUGAGAGUUGGAUCCAAGUUAUAUUUGAGGCACCUCAGCUGAAGGUUGGAGCACUGGAGUUUCAGUAUGGCGGUCAAAGUGAGGUUAAGCUGCAGAUAACAUACAUAGAUGAGAAGAUUAGGUUAGGAAAGGGCUCCAGAGGUUCUCUAUUUGUUUUUCAAAGACGCAGAUAGACAAUGGAAAUAUUGGUGACUUGGUGUAUGAAGAUUCCUUCUCUGUAAUCUGUUUCUGGUGUGGGAGAAAUGUUGAACUUCUUUACAUAGUGAUGGGCUUCUAUCCCAUUCACAAUAGAAACUUAUGUUUAACCUCUUGAUGUACUGAAUUGAAUAACAUUACAGUGAUUUCUUAUUCCUGUCUUCA